AUGACCACAAUAUCAUCUACAGUUCUACCUUCUAACCAGUCAUGGCCAUUGGAAGAUAACAACUGGACAUCUUGGGACACUAUUCUCCGAUCAAUAACAUCAUCCUUAGGCGCCCUAGGUAACCUAGUUGUCCUUCUAGUACUGUUUCCGAAACGCUCCUUUAGUCGUUCUACUGAUACCUUAAUAGGCAGUCUUGCUGUGGCUGAUUUUCUGACUUCUUUGCUCCUUCUCCCGUUUCCAAGACCUAGAACAGUGCCGCUAAACUGGCUCGGUGUACUCUACUGUUGGAUGCUGUAUUCUUACUCGCUCAUUUGGAUUUGUAUCACCGCUUCAAUUUAUAUUCUCCUAUUCAUCUGCUUCGAUAGAUACAUCGCUAUUGCGUGUCCAUUGAAAUACAACAUCUAUAUCACCAAACGGCGCGUCCGGCUUGGGGUUGGUGUAAUAUGGAUGUGGUCUUUGAUUAAUCUUUGGAAUGACUACCGCUUCAAGAUUGACCAAACAAACCAGGAAUGCAUCGCAGAAGAUCUCUCAGAGUUCACAAGGAUAUUCACCGGUUCCCUCAACUUCAUCUUCUUGUAUGCAAUCCCGGUAAUGACUAUGCUGAUAACGCAGAUUCUGAGUGCCCGUACGCUGCUUCGUCAGUCUCUCCGUUUCGCUGCUACCACGCAUUCGAAACCGUCCUAUCACCUGGCCGCUCGGCGUAGGGUACUGCGAAUGACGGCCAUUGUAGUUGCCACAUUCAUCAUUACCAUCGGCCCAAAUCAAUUCGCCUACUUCUGCUAUAACCUUGGAGUCAUGCCAGAGUGGUUUUAUUUGGGUACACUCCAUCGCUUUACGGUUGUUCUGGCAUCAUUCAACUCGUGCCUCAACGCUUUCAUCUAUGCAUGCCAAAAUAAACGAUUCCGCCAAGGUGUCAGGGAUAUAUGGACCAAGUCUGACACGACUAGAGCUCCUAUUUUCGGCCAUAUUUGA
Messenger RNA from Lytechinus variegatus (green sea urchin), 972 nucleotides. RefSeq names its product galanin receptor type 2-like. Bases 1 to 972 code for a protein of 323 amino acids. The record is from RefSeq and is a predicted model, not a curated record. Gene Ontology annotation, biological process: G protein-coupled receptor signaling pathway. Gene Ontology annotation, cellular component: membrane. The transcript has a single exon. Gene Ontology annotation, molecular function: G protein-coupled receptor activity. NCBI's taxonomy places the organism in Eukaryota, Metazoa, Echinodermata, Echinoidea, Temnopleuroida, Toxopneustidae.